AUGGGACUCAAGCAUCUUUCCUGGUUGUUGUUUGGCCUUUUGGCCUUACAACCUGGCUUCAUCGCAGCUCUGCCAGCACCCUCUCCGCCUGGAAUCCCAUCUGCUUCAACGGCUCGCACUGAGCUUGCCAGUCUGACAGUGGCGCCUCAAGGGCCCCAGGAUGGGUACUCACGGAGCAAAUUCCCUCACUGGAUCAAGCAGUCUGGAAGUUGCGAUACGCGUGAUGUAGUGCUCAAGCGUGACGGAACCAACGUGGUCCAAAGCACCAGUGGUUGCAGCAUCACCGGAGGCACCUGGAUCUCCCCCUAUGAUGGGGCCACGUGGACUCAGGCGAGCGACGUCGAUAUUGACCACCUGGUCCCCUUGUCUAAUGCCUGGAAGUCGGGUGCUUCUGCGUGGACUACCGCCCAGCGACAGGCCUUUGCUAAUGACCUCGUCAAUCCGCAACUCUUGGCUGUCACAGACAAUGUGAACGAGUCCAAGGGUGACCAGGGCCCCGAGGAUUGGAAACCUCCUUUGAGCUCUUACUAUUGCACCUACGCGGAGAUGUGGGUGAAAGUCAAGUCGGUCUAUAAGUUGACCGUUACCUCUGCCGAAAAGUCGGCGCUCCAGGAGAUGCUUGCGACUUGUUAG
Messenger RNA from Penicillium oxalicum, 633 nucleotides. RefSeq names its product HNH endonuclease family protein. The record is from RefSeq and is a predicted model, not a curated record. NCBI's taxonomy places the organism in Eukaryota, Fungi, Ascomycota, Eurotiomycetes, Eurotiales, Aspergillaceae. The transcript has 4 exons. The coding region runs from base 1 to 633 and encodes 210 amino acids.